Messenger RNA from Trichoderma atroviride IMI 206040, 346 nucleotides. The record is from RefSeq and is a predicted model, not a curated record. Lineage: Eukaryota; Fungi; Ascomycota; Sordariomycetes; Hypocreales; Hypocreaceae.
GGAAAGUAGAGCCAAGUUGCCUGAAAGAAACACGAAGAAAGGAAAAUUCUUCACCAACACGUGAGACAAAAAAAGGACGAUCUAUGCUUCAAACUGGCAGGACGACUAACAUGGAAAGAAAAACCCCCACCAUCAAAGUUCGUGACGCACAAAGUACACCCUCCGCCAUUCCUGACCUUUGUACAAUGCCGUCUGCCAACACCCUUCUAAAUUCCUUGGUCCUCAAAACUUUUGACAGGCAACCAAGCCCUUUGCGUACUCGUCUCUCUAGUUUUUACAGCACACCACCUUUCGACGUGGUUUAGUGCAACGAUUUCGGGUAAAACAAGCACAAGGAAGAGGCCGU